AUGGCUGAUUGUGUGACAUCAGAGGAUGCCAAAUUCUGUUUUGAGGAAGUUCUUAGCACAUUCAAGGUGUGUCUGUCUAAAGACAAAGAGGUAAUUCUGGAAAACUACGUCUCUGGCUGGCGUGGUCUUAUAAAGUUUUUGAACAGUCUGGGGUCUGUCUUCAGCUUCAUUUCCAAGGACGCUACCAACAAGAUCCAGAUCCUGGUGAAUUUGCUCAGAAGUGAUUCACUUUCUAACUACACUACUGUGCAGUCUAUGGUCCGAUAUGAGCUGGACAAUGGCCUUGUGGACAUCGGCAAGCGAGGCAGCCACCCAGAAUCGGGCACUCGGACACUUCUGAGGCUGCACCGAGCCCUCAGGUGGCUCGAACUCUUCCUGGAACGGCUGAGGACCAGCGCUGAUGACAGCAAGACGUCCAUCAUGUGCGCCGAGGCGUACAACGAGUCUCUCACCCAAUACCACCCCUGGGUGGUGCGCAAGGCCGCGGGCUUGGCCUUCUGUGUGCUCCCAGGUCGGCCCGCGUUCUUUGAGGUGAUGAACGUGGGUCCCCCGGAGAAAGUAGUGGCUGUCCUUGGUGAAGCUUUGCCUCUAAUUUCGGAAGUCUACCAGAUCACAGAGGAACUUUAUGCUCAGAACAACUUGCUUGAACUGCCAUAG
Nerophis lumbriciformis (worm pipefish) is the source of this 657-nucleotide messenger RNA. Lineage: Eukaryota; Metazoa; Chordata; Actinopteri; Syngnathiformes; Syngnathidae. The record is from RefSeq and is a predicted model, not a curated record.